AUAAUACUGAUAGUGAACAAUGUAUAUUUGACUCAAUACCCGAUGAUGAUGUUAUUGAUUCUAAUUUGGUGAAUGAAAAUCUGGACAAGUUGUGCACUACUUGUGUUGUAUCUAAAGAUAUAAUUGAAGUUUCCAGUGUUAGCUCUACAACUGAAAAUAUAAGUGGUUCAAACGUAGAGAGUUAUCUUAAUACUAUUUCUACUAUAUUUGAAAGUUAUCCAAAUGAUCCAGCUUUAAUUCCUACAUCAAAUAUUUCUGAUGAACAGUUUUCAUUUAUUAAUUCACUUGGGCCUUGUCAACCUUUACAAUCUAGUUUACCAGGAAAACAAUUCCCAAAAAGAAUGCAAGGAGAAAGACUGAGAUCAUUUCAUGAUGAGCACUACUUCAAGAAACUUCAAUAUGGAUCACUGGUUAAACGUAUGUGGAUGUCAUAUUCUCCAUCCGUUGAUAAAGUGUAUUGUAUUGCAUGUAAACUAUUUGGAACAUCAACAGCUAAGAAAAAUCCUUUAGCUAAAGAUGGAAUAAAUGAUUGGAAACAUAUUUCUAGAAGAAUUUUAUGCCAUGAAACGUCAUCUGAUCAUUUACAAGCGGUUUUAAGAAAAUCUAUGUAUAAUUCAAAUCAACGGGUAGACGUUGGACUGAUUUUAGAAUCAUCUAACGCUUAUGUUGCCGAAAACAGAGAAGUUGUUAAAAUUAUAUUUGAAACUAUAAUUUAUCUUGCUCGGCAAAAUAUACCAUUUCGAGGGCAUGAUGAGAGUUUAACUUCUUUAAAUAAGGGAAAUUUUCUAGAGAUGUUAAAACUAUUGUCAAAACACCAUGCGUUGCUCUCAUGUCAUCUUAGAAAAAUUGAAGAUUCAAAAAACCACAAUCGUCUGACAUUUUUAUCGAAUGUAAGUCAAAAUACAAUGAUUUGUAUUCUUGGUGAGCUGAUUCAUUCAAAAAUAUUAAAAAGUGUUAAAAGUGCUCAAGUAUUUUCUAUUAUGAUAGAUACAACCACGGAUAUAUCCAACUUGGAACAAUUUUCAUUAGUAUUGCGUUUUGUUAAUGAUCAAGGGAUGGUAGAAGAGAGGUUAGUUGCUUUAAAAAUAGCAACUGACUCAACCGGAAAAGGAAU
Molecule: messenger RNA, 1114 nt
Organism: Sipha flava (yellow sugarcane aphid)
Lineage: Eukaryota; Metazoa; Arthropoda; Insecta; Hemiptera; Aphididae
Product: zinc finger MYM-type protein 1-like
Exons: 2
Source: RefSeq, a predicted model, not a curated record